UUUUUAAUUUCAAAAAUAAAAAUUUCAAGUAAUUGUUUGUAUGUAAGAAAAUAAAUAGUAUAAAAACGAGUGCCUGAGUAGUAAACAUAGCAAUAUGAGUAGUCUUAGUCUACCCGAAAAUUGUUCGAAACAAUGGGAAAUACUGCUCUUACUUAUUUCUUCGGAGGAAAAAAAAAUAGACAGGACUGGCGAUUCGGAAAUAGAUACAAUGAACUAUUUUUACAAAAACGAGGGAAUUAGGCAAAUUCUCCUUCAAUGGUUAAACCAAAUGAAAGCGACAUAUGCAAAAAAAAGAAGUGAAUCUGACACAGCUACAAAAUGUGAUGAAAUAGCAUUACUAUGGAGACAAAAAGGAAAUGACAAGUUCCGAUCUAACAAUAUUGAAGCAAGUUACAGUUACUAUUCGAAAAGUGUCACAUAUGCCAACCAAACAGGCCCAAUGUAUCCUCUUGCACUUGCUAACAGAUCAGCUGCACUGUUGCGGUUGAAACGAAAUGAGGACUGCUUGUCAGACAUUAAACUGGCGAUAUCCAAUGGCUACCCAUCAGAGUUACGUCACAAGCUCCUGCUCCGAAGAGCUGAUUGUCUUAUAGAGUUGUGCAGAACAGUUGCUGCACGAGAAGCAUUGAUUGAAGCAAAACAACAUGCAGCUUCACUAAAACUCUCGAUGUCCCAUAAAGGUGAGUUUGAUCGCCAUCUUUGUGAUUUGGAAAAGAAACUGGAGGUUGUGAAAGAUGUUGACCGUUCUGAAGAAGAUGAGAUACCUGAUUUCUACAUGGGAGAGAACGAGGAGUUUGUUUCUGCCUCCAACGCUUUACAAUUGAAACGCAGCAAAGCAGCUGGUCGACACGUCCUAACCAAGAAAGCGACAAAACGAGGUGAUGUCAUAUUCUCAGAGGAGCCGUACGCUUGUGUCACGUUGCCGAAUGAAGGAGGGCGCUUAGUCUGCGAAACAUGCUGUCGAACUGACAUCAAUACUGUUCCUUGCAGUGUAUGUUCUCGAAGCUGCUACUGCAGUGAAACUUGUAGAGAGCAUGGUUUGCACACAUUCCAUCGCUGGGAAUGCUCCGGAGCCCAGUUUGAUUUGUUCCCCACUAUAGGGAUAGCGCAUUUAGCUCUAAGGGUACUCUUAGUAUCGGUCAGCGCCGGUUUCCCCCAGCUGCCACCGGGGGAACGUACACCGACUUCAGCAUCCGAUCUCUUCAAUGGCUACGCAAAAAUCGACAACGUUCAGAUAUACACACGGGACACGCCCCCCUUCUACAGGAUGUUCAAUUUGGUCACGAAUUUUGAUAAAAUGAACAGCACCGAUUACAUACAGUAUGCACUUACCGCAACAAUGCUGACUCUCUACUUGGAGAAUUUCACGACGUUCUUCGAUGAUUUGCCCGAUAAAAUUCCGUAUACGCUAAACAAGUCGCAGCUGCGUCUUUUCUCCGCUUCGCUGUUACUGCGUAGCCUGGGACAGCUGGUCUGCAACGGACACGCGGCUUUGAGUCUGGCGACUGUCGAAGAGGACGAUGCGAAAGCCGGAAGGACGAUAUCUGAGCGAGAGGUGCGUCGCGCUACCGCCAUUUAUCCGUCGGCCGCCAUGAUGAAUCACUCGUGUGACCCGAACAUUGUAAAUACUUUCUACAACAGUCGUCUGAUAGUUCGUUGUUCGCGAGAGAUGCCCGUGGCCACGGAAGUCUUCAACUGCUACGGACCUCAUCGUUCCAGAGAAACUACCGCCCAGAGACGAGCGCAACUCAGAGCUCAGUACAUGUUCAACUGUAUGUGCACCGCUUGCCUCGAUACUGACCGGAAGGAUUUUGUGUCUUUGUUCACCGCGUACGCUUGCCAGACGUGCAAAGGGCCGGUCCUGUGGUGCGGGAAGAGAGCCCUGUGUCAGCAAUGCCACGCUGAACUGCAAAUAGACCGAGCGUUGUCCGCUAUAGAAAAAGCCGAAGACUUGAUGGAUCAAGCUGAACGGGCGGUCACAGUUGAGGAACGUUUCGAGAAGGCUCAUGCGGCUUACAAAAUGAAACAGCAAGUUUGGCACCGACACCACACGUCUCUGCGGGCUGCCGCCGACAGACUCGCCAGAAUAUACGUUGAUUCCGGCGAGUUCAGCAGGAGCGUCGAGCUGAUCAAGCAAAACAUUCAGAGUCUGGAAUACCAAUUCGGAUCGUUUAGCGUUGAGGUAGCGCAUGAGCUAAGAAAACUAUCGGACGUGAUGCUAGAGAGACUCAUCAACUUACCACAGAGCCCUGAAUACAGGGAAUGGUGUCUCGAAGCCCACAAGAUAAUAAAGAAAUCUAUACAACUGAUGGACUUGAACUACGGUUCCUGGGAGCCGCUGGUCAAGAGGCUCAAAGAGCAGGAAUCGAUAGUGGCUUCACUCCUCGCCCAUAGUCGAACUCCGGAACAUUCGGACACGAUACACAACAAUCUGCACUACAACCUGAAGAUAUAACACAGGUCCACCAGGGAAGCCUGCCACGUCUGCAUGGCCGCCUGGUCUCACUUCUCUUGUCGGUUCUUCAAACUGUGAAGGGUUCCGUUUGACAGAUGACACAAGUGACACGUGUCAAAGGCCAACGGCGUGAUUCGCGGUGGAUGUAAUAUUUCAAAAUUUACAAAUAGCUUUCAUGAAGCGCCCUGUAAACGAUCAAAUUUUUUUUUAUUGCUUAGAUCGGUAGUCGCGGUCACAGCCCACCUGGUGUUAAGUGGUUACUGGAGCCCAUAGAC
Molecule: messenger RNA, 2730 nt
Organism: Bombyx mandarina (wild silkworm)
Lineage: Eukaryota; Metazoa; Arthropoda; Insecta; Lepidoptera; Bombycidae
Product: SET and MYND domain containing, class 4, member 1
Cellular component (GO): cytoplasm; nucleus
Molecular function (GO): histone deacetylase binding
Source: RefSeq, a predicted model, not a curated record